Penicillium cataractarum is the source of this 744-nucleotide messenger RNA. RefSeq lists its product as uncharacterized. The record is from RefSeq and is a predicted model, not a curated record. The transcript has a single exon. NCBI's taxonomy places the organism in Eukaryota, Fungi, Ascomycota, Eurotiomycetes, Eurotiales, Aspergillaceae. Bases 1 to 744 code for a protein of 247 amino acids.
AUGGUAGUCCGUUCGCCGACAUACAUUGCACCCGUGGACUAUUGCUGCCACCCAAUGAGCCUUGGUGCAUACGACAGUGGUGUUGAGGCAGCCGACCAUAUGUUCAUGACCCUACCCGCUCAUAUAGAUGCCCAGCUAGCGCGUGGUCUGUUUGCGAUGUUUGCGUCAAAGGAACCAGAGCGCUAUGCGGCUCUAAAGGCCGCUGGCUUCCCCGUUCUCGAUAGCAGUGACCCAACGCAGUCUCUAAUGCAUAAUUUACUUGAGCGAGCCGGUGGCCACUAUAUCGACGUGGGUGGCACUAAGCUAAUCGAAGAAGGCAAGGUCGGCAUCAAGGCAGGAACUGAGCCCAUCGGGUAUACCGCCACUGGACUGCGCUUUUCUGAUGGCACAGCCGUUGAUGCAGAUGCAAUCAUCUGGUGCACUGGUUUCGCUGACUCCAAUGUGUGUGAAACUGCCUUGAGAAUCUUAGGCGGUGACUCGAUGAAGAAUAAUAGUGCCAACGGGGAAAUACGAGGUGUGCUUGAUCCCCGGGGCAUUGCAGACCGGUUGGAGGGGACAUGGGGGGUUGAUGCAGAGGGGGAGGUUCGUGGUAUGUGGAAGCGCCAUCGGGAAAUUGACAAUUUCUGGGUUAUGGGUGGCUAUACCCAGCAGCACCGAUGGCACUCUCGUACACUGGCUCUUCAAAUCAAGGCCGCUCUAGCUGGUAUUCUACCUCCAGCCUACCGGAGUACGCCGAAGCUAUAG